AUGUCUUUUCACGAUUCGAGCAACCUAGAAUCGCAGCCCACAACAUGGCGGCGCCAGGAUGACCCAGAAUAUGCCGAUGACCCAGAGUUCCAGCGCCAUACGACCCAACUCAGCGACAAGCUCUUCUCCCUCACCUCCAGCAUCUCGAAACUCUCCUCCCAGAUCGCACUACUAGGCACGCGCCGCGAAACAGACCGUGUGCGUGAGCGAGUACAAGACCUACUCACAGAGACGGGUGACGGCUUCAAAGAGAUCGGCGAAGGCCUCAAGAAAGUCCAACAAUGGCACGAUCUAGGACCAUCACAGAAAUACACAGCUGGGAAGCUAGGCACAGAAUUCCGCGCGAGCUUGACAGAGUUCCAAAACCUCCAGCGACAAGCCCUCGAUAAGCAACGAGCGUCCGCGGCAGCAGGCCGCGCAGCAUUGGACGAUGAGGCAAGACCGUCGGAAGGCGGCUCGGCACAACAGCAACAGCAGCAAUUACAACAGCACGAGCAGUUGAGGCUAGCAGAUCAGAGCGAAGUGGACUUUCAAGAGAGCCUCAUCAUCGAGCGGGAGAGCGAGAUAAGGAACAUCGAGAGUUCGGUCAGCGAGUUGAACGAGCUGUUCCGGGAUGUGGCGACCAUGGUGCAUGAUCAGGGACAGUCACUGGAUAUCAUCGAAACGAAUGUAACGCAGACGAGAGACGAUACGAGAAAUGCGGAUCAGCAGCUGAGGACUGCGAGCAGGCAUCAGAAGAGCGCGAGGGGCAAGGCUUGUUGUUUGCUGAUUAUCUUGGCCAUCGUGUUGGCCGUGGUGAUCUUGGCUGUUGUGCUGGGUUGA
Messenger RNA from Fulvia fulva, 822 nucleotides. RefSeq names its product Syntaxin pep12. The transcript is spliced from 2 exons. Gene Ontology annotation, cellular component: endomembrane system; membrane; SNARE complex. NCBI's taxonomy places the organism in Eukaryota, Fungi, Ascomycota, Dothideomycetes, Mycosphaerellales, Mycosphaerellaceae. The record is from RefSeq and is a predicted model, not a curated record. Bases 1 to 822 code for a protein of 273 amino acids. Gene Ontology annotation, molecular function: SNAP receptor activity; SNARE binding. Gene Ontology annotation, biological process: Golgi to vacuole transport; vesicle fusion; intracellular protein transport.